Molecule: messenger RNA, 1701 nt
Organism: Mucor velutinosus
Lineage: Eukaryota; Fungi; Mucoromycota; Mucoromycetes; Mucorales; Mucoraceae
Gene: DNAJC1
Product: DnaJ subfamily C member 1
Exons: 7
Coding region: 1-1701 (566 amino acids)
Biological process (GO): transmembrane transport
Cellular component (GO): plasma membrane
Molecular function (GO): transmembrane transporter activity
Source: RefSeq, a predicted model, not a curated record
AUGGUCAGUCAUUAUCAAGCAAUUGAUGUGGACAUCAAUUCCCGCGAUAACCUCCCUCCAGCAACAGAGAUCACUGCAUUGCUGUCGUCGAAUGACAUUGCGGUGAAGAAAGAUUCUACAUGGACAAAAUUAUCUAAAAACAGAACAUUUGCUUUAUUACCGUCUCUGCUGCUCGGUGCAACAAUCUGGUUUGGUGUUACACCCAGCGAAGAACUCACUUUGACAGCUAUCCAUUUGCUCGCUGUAUUUUCCAGUUGUAUCUUUGCAUUGAUUACAACAUCUGUCGAUAUAUCCAUGCUAGUAUUGACUGGCCUGAUCUUGUUGGCUCUGACACAUUCUUUUGAAUGUGUGGAUCACGCAACAGGCUUCCUAACAGAGUGUCGAUUGUGCGGUGAGACGAACCCUCUGACGGGUGAUCUGUUUGAGUGCAAAGCAGGCAAAGAAUCAUUCAAGCAGUCUUUGGAGGGUUUCUCGAGUUCUGUGGUUUGGCUUAUUUUCGCUGCCUUUCAUCUCGGCAAAGCUGUGCAAGUGACCAAUCUUGGACGGCGAGUGUCCUUGGUGAUGAUCAAGGUAUUUGGCAAACACACACUAGGCCUUGCCUAUGCUAUCGUGAUAUCAGAGCUCAUCUUGGCACCAUUCAUUCCUAGUAAUACGGCUAGAGGCGGAGGCAUUGUGUUGCCUGUUGUCCAUUCAAUUACUACUACUUUGGGAUCCACACCAGAUACAAAUCCUGAGAUUGGUGCCUUUUUGAUCCUGGUUGGCAACCAUGCAAAUCUUUUAUCUGCCUCCAUGUACCUUACAGUUAAGAGUGAUGCUUACCUCUUUGUAUGUUCAGGAAUGGCUGCAAAUCCCAUUGUUGUAGCAAAGGCAAACCAAUUGUUUCCUGAAAUUAACUUUGGCUUCAUGACUUGGAUUCAAGGCAGCAUUGUACCGUCUCUUUUCUGUGCUCUCUGCAUCCCUCUAAUUAUUCGCUGGAGUUUAGGCCUGAAUACGGACACUCCGACAAGGGGAAAGCAUGCAAGAGGAGGCGAAAAUGUGAUUCAACAUGCUCAGAUAGAAUUGCACAAAAUGGGCCCUGUUUCUGUCAAAGAAUGGCAACUCUGUGUUGUGCUGUUGGGAUGUCUUGGUUUGUGGGUAACAUCAGAAAUGACGCACUUGGACGCUACACUAGUUGCAUUACUUGGUAUUGCUUCUCUCUUACAUAUGGGUACCAUUACAUGGAAGGAUGUAUCUGGUAAUACGAAUGCAUGGGACACACUCUUUUGGCUGGGAGGAUUUGUUACUAUCGCUCAGCAGCUCUCAGAAGCAGGAGCAUCCUCGUUUCUUGGACAUAAGAUUUCUUUUGCUAUCCAACAUUUCAAUUUGCCCCCUGUCCCUAGUCUUGCCAUCUCCUACUUUCUGACAACAUUCAUGUUCUCUUCGCUGAGUGCUCAUACUGUCGCUUUCGUAGCUACAUUUCUGGAUGCUGGCCACGCAUUGGGUGCUCAACCCAUGAUAUUGACUGCCUUCUUAUCGUAUUUUGGUGCACUGGGAGGCUGCAUGACCAACUUUUCUACUGGCACGGCGGCCAUGUACUACGUACCUGGCUAUGUUGCAAGAUCAAAGUGGUUCAUCGUGGGCUUCCAAAUGGCCUUGUUCUACCUGAUUGUCUAUUUCACUGUUGGCCUUGCUUGGUGGGCGUUCUUGGGUUGGUCUCAGUAA